Molecule: messenger RNA, 1620 nt
Organism: Cooperia oncophora
Lineage: Eukaryota; Metazoa; Nematoda; Chromadorea; Rhabditida; Trichostrongylidae
Source: the annotation of a GenBank genome assembly
AUGGUUGAAUUGCGGUCGAGAAGAAGAACGUCCAAAAGUGUAUCUACAAUGGAUAAUGAGCAGGUUUUGCCACGAGAAAGACCGAGUGCGCUCGCCGAAAACGACUCCCUGGUUAAUACAGCGAUUUAUGACUUGCCGUCGAACUCCUCUAGUGAAAGUCCCUUGGAACUACAUAAGCAAUCUUUGUGUGAUCCUGGUUGUGAACCACCGCAAAAUGCUGACCGUCCGCGGCGAAGAAGAAGCCCUUCAUUCUCAGCUUCAGCGGAGAGUUCUCCGAAAAAAAUGAAUAGGCGACGGUCAAAGCGAUUUCGAGCGGAGUCAGAUGGCGCUCUCAACUUACAGGAAGCUCUUAAGUUACCCAUCAUAACCAGGUCUAGUGUUACGCAUGCGGAUGAAGGCGAUAGGCGUCGCGAACGUUCCAAUGUUACGUUGGAUCGACUUCAACUCGAAGACCGCGUCGACGUCGAAGUCAGUGUUACCCCUACCCAGACACACGUUUUGAAAGCUUCGACGAGCACAGCUCCUGCAAAAAUAUGUGGACAAAAGGAUCCUGUUUGUGACCAAUCUCCCAAGAAAGAUACGCAAAGACGAAAGAAGGUUUUGCUGUCGAGGUCGCCGACUAAUAGGAUACAAGCCGAUGAUAAUAGCGAGACAAUCACUGAAACUGUGGUCGAGGGUCAGACACACGAGCAGUGCUCUCGAAUUUCUCCGAGAAGUACUUCCAGGUCGCCGACAAAAGGAAGACUGGGCGGUGGCAGUGGCGGGAUAAUCAGUGAGACUUCAGGCGAAGGUCAGGCUCUCGAAUUUCUCCCAGAAGUACUACAAGGUAUGACCAGAAUUUCGCCGAGGAAGCAUAGUGAGAAGAUGAAUACAAGUAGUGAAGUUCACGCCUCGAAGCUGAACAAUAAUCCAGCACGAACACCACAAAGUGCACGAAGUGUUCGAUUUGGCAACGAGUCUCUCAAUGCUGUCCACAUUAUUCCAUCUGUGGCAACAACCGUUCCUUUCGCUGAACAGAUGGCAAAAGAAAGAGAAGCUGAAGCAUUAGAAGCAUCUAACGCUGUAUGUGAAGGGGGCGAGGAAGAGAACUACGAUGGAAACAUGGUACCAAAGUGCUCAAGAGUCAUAAUUGGCCAAAGAUUCAUUGCGGUGGACCGAUUCUGUCGUAAGGAUGAAUGCAAGUAUCACUUUUUGACGCAUGCCCACGUCGACCACUUCGUCAAUCUUGGCAAAACAUGGAAGACUCCAAUAUACUGCUCAGAGUUAACAGCUAAACUUCUGCCGUUAAUGAUGGGAAGUCGAGCGGUACCCUCGCGACUGCUGCGUCCACUCGAGAUGGGAAAAACGCAUUCGAUCGAGCCAAACCUUGACGUUACUGUACUGGAUGCCAACCACUGCUUAGGAGCUGCAAUGUUUUUGUUCGAAGGUGCAUCCGUUCCCGGCGGAGCAAUACUGUGCACGGGAGAUUUUCGGGCGGAUGAUCGCUUUCUUUCUCGCUUCGACAGUGAUCCUUCGUUCAGAAGGCUAGCCAACACGUAUGUUUCCAAAAUUUAUUUUGACAACACUCACUUGAACCAUAGAGAAGAGUCGUUUCCGGAUAGAAAAGAAGCUGAGAUAAUG